GAGUGCUGAAGUAGCUGAAAUGAGAAAAAGGCAACAGUCCCAAAAUGAAGGAACAUCGGCUGUGUCUCAAGCUCCUGGAAACCAAAGGGCCAACAACACGUGUUGCUUCUGCUGGUGCUGUUGUUGCAGCUGUUCAUGCCUCACUGUUAGGAAUGAAGAUAGAGGGGACAGCACAGGAAGACCGACACACAGUAGCAAACUGGAGAGCAUCCAGGUCAUUGAAGAGUGCCAAAAUCCCACCGCUGAUGAAAUUCUGUCUUGGGCUCAGAAUUUUGACAGGAUGAUGAAAACAGCAGCCGGUAGGAAUAUUUUCAGAGAAUUUCUUCGAACAGAGUAUAGCGAAGAGAACCUCCUAUUCUGGUUAGCAUGUGAAGACCUGAAAAAAGAACAGAACAAGGAUGCUAUUGAAGAAAAAGCCAGACUUAUAUACGAAGACUACAUCUCUAUACUAUCGCCAAAAGAGGUUAGCUUAGAUUCACGGGUGCGAGAAGUGAUCAACAGAAAUUUGUUGGACCCCAACUCUCAAAUGUAUGAAGAUGCUCAACUUCAAAUCUACACAUUAAUGCACAGAGACUCUUUCCCUAGGUUUUUGAACUCUCAGAUCUAUAAAUCUCUUCUCGAAAGUACAAGGAGCUCUACUUCUGAGACUUAAAAAAAUAAUUUGGGGGUUUGAAAUCUUGAUUUAGCUUUUGGGGAAAUGGGUGGGGUAAGGACUAUUAGGAUGAAGACAGACGUAACAUUUUUAAAGUGACAGGGCUGCUCUGGA
This is a messenger RNA of Protobothrops mucrosquamatus (brown spotted pit viper), 766 nucleotides long. RefSeq names its product regulator of G protein signaling 17 (gene RGS17). The transcript has 4 exons. Bases 20 to 652 code for a protein of 210 amino acids. The record is from RefSeq and is a predicted model, not a curated record. NCBI's taxonomy places the organism in Eukaryota, Metazoa, Chordata, Lepidosauria, Squamata, Viperidae.